AUGCCGUACCUAGACCACUGUGGCUCAACUCUCCCGUCCAAACAGCAGAUGGAAGAGAUUUUCAAACUUCAAAUGCAAUUGACACUCGCUAAUCCUCAUUCUCAUCAUACAACUGCACUCAAAACACAGCAAAUAGUAAAUUCGGCAAGAUUGCGGUAAGGUUUUUGCAUAAAGAUUGAAUAAAAAGUGAUACAUUUCUAGGAUUCUGCGUCAUUUUAACACCACAUCUGACGACUAUUUCGUAGUUUUUACGAAUAACACAACACAUGCGUUGAAAAUUGUGGCCGAGAAUUUUCGUUUUGGCAGGCGGGACCAGCCAAUCAGUACAGUAUCCGAAAUAUCUUCCACGUUGCUUGAAGGCCCAGGCCAGUUUGCAUAUCUUCAUGAUUCUCAUCAUUCGGUUGUUGGCUUGAGACAUGUGGUCAGAGAAAAAGUGAUUGAAUGGAAAAAGAAAGGAAACAUGAAAAACGUUCAGGUGAACGCAAUAAGUUGCGUUGAUGAAGUUGAUAAUUGGGAUGAAGAAGCGCCAGUUGUCAGUGACAGUUUGUUUGCAUUGACAGCGAUGAGCAAUUUCUGUGGAAGAAAGUAUGAUUUGAAGACGAUUGAUAUUUUGCAGAACAAAGGUAUCGUUGUCGAAAAACUUGAAUGACGCUCCGUGAUCCAAGAAAGGAAACAUUUCAGGUUGGUCGGUGAUGCUCGACGCGGCGAGUCUAGUCUCCACCUCACCGUUAGAUUUGUCAGCGCACCGUCCCAACUACUUUGCCUUUUCAUUCUAUAAAAUAUUUGGAUACCCAACAGGUCUUGGUGCUUUACUCAUCAGAAAAGGUAACCACACAGCGUUAUAAUUCUUAUUCGAUCUUUGAAACUUUCAGAUUCGGCGAAUAAAAUCAAGAAGAAUUCAUUUGCCGGUGGAACUGUUCAAAGUGUUGAUGAAAUGGAUUUUCAUUUUAUUUUGAGAGAUUACGAGAGAGCCUACGAGGAGGGCACUUUGAAUUAUUAUGCCAUCGCACAACUUCAGAAAGGUUUCGAAGAACUUGAACGAUGUGGUAUGACACUGUAGAUGACAAAACCUAGUAAUAAUACUAUUCAGGCGGAAUGCAGUCAAUUCGGGAAAAAACUCACAGUCUUGCAAACAGAGCGUUCAACAUGCUGAAAGCUAAAAAGCAUCCAAAUGGAAGGUCUGUCGUCACACUAUAUUCUCAGUCGGCAGAGUUUGAGUCACUGGACAAGCAAGGCGCAAUAGUUGCAUUCAAUUUGAGAAGACUCGAUGGAGGCUAUUACGGUUACACCGAGGUUGAGAAAAUGUGCUCAAUCUUUGGAUUGGAGCUGCGCACCGGAUGUUUUUGUAACAUUGGAGCUUGCAAAAAGUACUUGGGCAUUACAUCGCAGAUGAUAAAGGAGAAUAUGAGUGUGAGUGCUUUCUAAUAAAAAUUUCAAACUCACGUUUACCAAACUUGUUACAAACUGAUUUUUCAGAAAGGAAAACGAUGUGGCGAUGAGAUUGACUUGAUAAAAGGGAAACCAACGGGAGCUGUGAGAAUCUCUUUUGGUAGAACUUCAACAGAAGAUGACAUCACAGCUCUUGAACAAAUGAUUGACACAUGUUUUGUUGGAGGUGAUUCUGUUGUUGUUACUAAAUCAGUGCACUUGAAGUUGGAGUCCUAUUCUCCUUAUGUGGUGAAUUUGUUCAGUUUUCCUAUAAAAAGUGUUGGGUCAAUAGGCAGAGACAGGUAAGUUAGAUUCACUUCAACCUUUCAUCACAUUCUGUUUUCCAGAUACACCUUGGACAUGAGAGGUUUCAAACACGAUCGUGAAUACAUGAUAGUUCAAGAUGACGUGACGCUCAAUUUGAAAAUGCAUCCGGUGUUAUGCCGUCUGACCGCUUCUGUAGUUGACGGCACGUUACAAAUUCAAACUUUUGACAGCAAUGAGAAUCUGCUGGUGCCAAUGAGCGUCACUCUGAAGGAUAACGACGCGAAAGUAGUGUGCAAGAACACGUAAAUAUAUAAUGUGUCUAGUAUUCUGGUCAUGUGCAACGUUCAGAAUAGCAACUCAAGAUUGUGGAGAUGAGAUUGGAAAAUGGAUCGACGAAGCUUUGGAUUUAUCAAACUGCCGUUUACUUCGAGUUUCUAAAGAGUCUUCUCGAAGUUUUGUGAACGAUUCCCCAUUUCUACUAAUCAAUGAAGCGAGUGUGUACAUGCUAUCAAAAUAUAUUAGUACGUGUACAAGUCUUACCGAAUAAUUUCGUUAUUUUUCAGACAUGAAUGUUGACGACAUUCUGCAAAGAUUCCGAUCAAACAUUGUUGUCCGUGGCCUCCCACCAUUCAUUGAGGACACCGCCACAAGUUUGACAAUUGACGAUCUUUCCUUUGAGGUUAUUAGACACCAAGAUCUUGGAAUUGAGGAUCAGGAUGUCGACUAAUACUGCUAAUUAUGUUUGUUCCGGUUUAGGUGGUCGACAAAUGCAUCCGAUGUGAAAUGAUAUGCGUAGAUCCGAUGACAGGCGAGAAGGAUCCGUCUUUAUUGCUCGCACUCCGAAAUUACAGGAACAAACAAAAAGUGUUUUUUCCAGGUUGCACUUUGUACCUUAAACUUUGAUUAUUUUCAGAUGACAUUUGGCAUUUACAUUCGACAAACCAACUUCAAAGAUGGUCAGGUUUUGCAAUCAGGAAUGUCAGUCAACUUCUUCGAAUAA
Messenger RNA from Caenorhabditis sp. 36 PRJEB53466, 2695 nucleotides. The record is from the annotation of a GenBank genome assembly. NCBI's taxonomy places the organism in Eukaryota, Metazoa, Nematoda, Chromadorea, Rhabditida, Rhabditidae.